Cladocopium goreaui is the source of this 5532-nucleotide messenger RNA. Lineage: Eukaryota; Dinophyceae; Suessiales; Symbiodiniaceae. The record is from the annotation of a GenBank genome assembly.
AUGCGGUUUUUGGGGACAGAUGCAGCUUCUUUUUCGGCCCAAAAGAACAGGAUUUCACAUGUGGGUAGUAUGAAUGGCAAAAUUGGGGACAGCGAUGAGAUCUUUCCCGAUCGGUCGAAACCUGUCACAUUGCAGAUAAAAUCCUCAGGAUACCCAGAACGGGCCGAUGAGUCAGCGGCGAAAAGAUUUUCGUUUCAACUUCCCGAGUGGCGACGUGGCUCAUCAUCGGCUCUCGGUGGCUUGUCGCCGCAUCUCCAUAGGAGUGUGUCAAUCACGGAGUGCCCAGAGUCACCGCGAAGCGGCUCAUCCUCGCCCAGAUUCCCCCGAAGUGUGACGAGGGAGUUCUCCGAGGCGCGUAGUGGCUCCUUCUCGCCGAGAAUACGUGCAUCGGAUGUGGUGACAUCAUUCUCCCCUGCUGCUCUUGAUAAGCUCUGUGAAGUCGUAGAUGGAGCGAAGGUCACCUUCCUUGGCACCCCCGUGUUCAGUCACGGAGAUCGAGUGAUAGUGAGCUUUCCUGGCGCACACGGCAGAGCUUGGAAUCGAUUAAUGCAGGGCGCUGGUGGCUGGAAAACCAGUUGUGUCUUUUUACCUGACAAGAGUACACCAGGCUAUGGAGCCCAUGCCACAAGUUAUUUCAACCGCAAAGUGGAGAAUAGCUGCUUCUGUGAUAUGCUCUACGGGGAAACUGUGGACUGGGGUUGCCGCUGGUUCCAAAUGUGGAUGGAGAACACCCGUCGAGCAAAGGAGAUGAAUUGUGAGCUUGUGGUUGUAACAAAACCAGACGGCAGUCUUGGUCGCUCACAAAGUGGAGAAGUGGAGUUUCUGCGUAAGUCUGGCUACAAAUACCACGAGAGGAGUGUGCGGCAAUUCGCAGAGGAUGUGCUGUCCAUUUUCUUGACAGAUCUGCAUGCGGAAGGCGAAGGCAAAUCUGUGAGGAUUCGUACAUCGUCGAGAUGUCGUUUGCCAUCCGUACCUCGUUACAUGUCCACAGACGACAGCGAUGAGUCAUUCUCGCUUGAAGUCUUGACGGGUUUGGAGGUCAUCCAUGAAGUUGACUUGAUGAAGGUGCUGCCCAUCGGUCGCAGAGUGUCAGGGGCAUCUCCUUUGCGGCACAAGGCUUUCAUGGAUCACCUGCACAUGCACUUCACCCCAGGCUUCAACCGGAUCACCUCUGUGUUGAUCAGACAUUUCCAUAGCGCCUUUCAAUCAGACUACAGCCAGCAAUGCUUUGUGGCAUCUUCAUGGUCUCCAGUGGGCUACUACAUCUACUACUGGACGUGGUCCUUCAUCCUUGGCUUCCUCUACCUGGCCAUCUUGUGGCUGUGCCCCUGCAGCCCUGCGAAAGUUUUCUUUUUCAAAAUCUACGGCUUGGGUUUUUUCUAUGCCAUGCUGAUGUUGGCUGUCAGUUGCCUGUUUCAAACGCUUGUUCUUUGGCUUCCCGACCUUCUGGAGAAACUGCACGGCUUGGAUUGCUCAGAGGACCGCCUGGCGCGAUUUAAGGCCUUUGCCGCUGCACUCCGCAACCGUUAUUUUCAACUGGGCAUAGCCACCAAGAGCCAGUUUGCAAGGGCCACCCGUGCCGACAUCCCAGAAGAUGAAGGGAAGCAUCUCAGUCAUCCCGAACUGCGUCCACCGAAAGAGGUGGCACAAGUCCCGUUGAAUCUGCGGUUGGUCAAGUCCUUCGUUGAGCGCUUUUCGGUGACGCAGAAACAGUGUGAUCUCCUGUCCGUUGAUGACACGCUGUUCCAGCUGGCUUCGGAGAAGGCUGCCCAGCCCACCUUGAUCCAAACCAGUGGCAAAGGCCCUGGUGAUUGGUCCCAACUUGAGCCCAUCAUCUCCAAACUCCUGGACGCCCAUGGAGAGGAGGUGGUCCGUGUGAACAACGGCCGCUUUGGUGCGGGGAAGGUACACAGACAACUGCAGCUGCAGCGCUAUCUGCAGCAAAGCAGCUCAGAUUUCCACGUCUUCACAGUCAACAGGCCUCGCCAAAGUGCAGGCGCAAAUGCAUCAGUGAUUGAUGAGGUGCGGCGUUUGGCCGGCGCCUUCCCACUGGCCGCGGUGGCAGCAAUCGCGGCGCGCUGGAUCUUCUCCUUGGGAGUGCAGGCCUCGCAUGUGGACCGACACUCUCAUGAGGAGUCAUGGUUGCUGCUUUUGCAGGGCAGGAAGGCCUGGUGGGUUGGAGCCGAACCAGGCAGCAGUCCUGACUUUGCGGCUUGGGAGGACCCAUGUGGAGCUUUGGGUCGAGAAGCUCCGGCGGGGGUGCAGCUUUGCGUGCAAAAUCCUGGGGAGGUUGUAUAUCUACCAACCCACUUGGAGCACUCUACUUGCAACCUUGAUCCACUGGUUCUUGGCGUUGGCGCGCAAGGGAGACGAUCAGACUGGCCUCUGAUAGCCCAAGCUGCUCAAGACGGAGAUCUUUCAGCCGUCAGGGAGUUGCUCGAGCAGUCGGCAGAUCUCCAAACCUCCACUCAGCGUGGACAAAGUGCCUUGCAUGUGGCGGCAGCCUUUGGGCAUGUGCCGGUGAUUCGAGAGCUGUUAGUGAAGGGAGCACCUAGUCAGGCUGAUCAUGCAGGCCAGACGGCGCUGCACCAUGCGGCCGAAGCUGGGCACACGGCGGCAGCCAGGUUGUUGCUCAACUCCAAGGCCCUGCUGCAUGCGAGGGAUACCGCUGGCAGACAGCCCCUACAUUUGGCAUCCAUGGCUGGACACCAUGCCAUGGUCAAAGAGCUCCUGCGGCGCCGGGCCGACGUCUCGGCCACCUCACGGCGUCAGGAGCAAGCGCUACAUCUCUCCACCAACAACUGCAGGUUGACGUCUUUGCUACUGGCUUUUGGGGCAGAUGUGGCUGCUGUGGAUGAAGAAGGUGUACAGGCCAUCCACUGGGCAGCGGCUGGGGGAUCACAGUGUGCGAUCAAUGCCCUUCUGUCAGCGAAGGAUGCAGUCAGAUAUCACGUGGUCAUCCUUUUGUCGUCCAUUGACACGUUCCGACGUACUCGGGACCCGUUGAUGGCCGAGCUGCGAUGGAUGGAGACGGCCUUGAGCCUACCUUUUGCUGAGCAGCCGGUCGCGCCGGUCGCGCCGGUCGCGCCGGUGGCUGUCCCUUCCGACGAAACCGCCUGGCGGUUGACGCCGCCGGUUCCUGGAGCCGAUGAGACCUUCUGGCCCGAGUGGAAGAGGGAACAGGUCGAGGUUGUGGAGGCCAACCGCAAGGUUGACGAGGCCGAGGCCUGGGCCAAGGCCUUGCGCGGCGGCGACGACGAGAUGCGCUGCAGCGAUCCCCUGGUCUUUGGGAAGCCGCGCCCGCGACGGAAGUUGGGCGAUGGCCGCAAUGGCCGCGAUGGCGUCGGUGCCCGAGGAGUCUUGGAGCCCGGUGCUAACGGUGCCAACGGUGCCAACGGUGCCAUCUUCAAGUCAGAAGUGGACUCCUGGCAAAAUGGUUUGCGCGGAGGAGAGGAAGAUCCCUUGGUGUUUUCCAAUCCCAGCUAUCGGAAAGCGUCGAAGGGUGAGAAGCGAAGCCCCAGCGUCCCCAAAAGGCCGCAGCCGCCAGCGGCAGCUGCGCAACCCGUGCCCGCCGCGCAAGCGGCAGCUGCGAGACCGCCCAAAAUGGCACCGGAAACGCCGCCGAAGCUGAAGAAAGGGCCAGAGAUAAGGCCUGCGGUGGUGCGGCGCUGUGCCUCUCAGCCGCCUGCGGGAGCCCCGGCCGUGGCCGCGUGUCGGUCGCCCCCGUUGUUGCCGGGGCGACAGCGGGGUGGCAGCGGGCAGAGCGAUCUAGGAAAACAGUGCUUGCCAGACAUCACUCUACAGCCAUCUCGCGCAGCAGACAUCACUCUACAGCCAUCUCGCGCAGCAAGAUCCUCCUCACGCCAUCGUGAUCCACCAGAGGAAGUCCCCUCUCAGCCCAGGGCUGUUCCAGCGCCCAGUCCAGUGCGGGCGCAGUCAGUGGGUGCAGCACCCAGAGACAAGGAGGGAGGGCGGCAGAUGUUCGACAAGAACGAGCUACGCUCCAUGCAUUCCGAGAUGUUUCAAGCGGCAAUUCUGAAGAUGCGUAAUGAGCUGUUUCUGUCAGCUGAGCAGAAGGAGGAGGAGCCGGAAGGCACUCGAGGUGCCCUGCAGGUCUUCUUGCGCAAGCGGCCGCUGUCGGAGAAAGAACAGCAAGUCCGUGCGGAGUACGAUGCCCUGACCGUGAUCCCCAGGAAACCCUACUGCAAUGAGGUGGUGCUACACAACUGCCAAUUCCAGGCAGACCUGAAGACUGCCUUCAUCACCCACAUCCACUAUGGCUUUGAUUGUGUAUUUCCAGAAGAUGUCUCCAACGAGGUUGUUUAUGCACAAACCGCCCAGCCACUGGUGCAGAUUGCGAUGAACGGAGGAAUGGCCACCAUGUUCAUGUUUGGUCAAACAGGCAGUGGCAAGACCUUUACCAUGACCGCCAUCGAGGACUUUGCAGCACACGACUUAUUUGCCAACCGAACAGAGACUGAAGGCGGAGAGGAUUUCCUGUCGCUGCAGUUCUACGAGCUCCGGGGAAAUCGAUGCUUUGAUCUCUUAGUGCCCGCCGCUGCGGCCAGGGACACACGGACGGCGGCCAGCCGCAGAGGUGAGCCAGCGCCGGAGCUGCGGCUGCGUGAGAACAAGGAUGGCACCUACCUGGCAGAUGGCGCCCUGGUGAUGUUUCCCAGCACUUCGGAGGACUUGAGCACCUGGAUGCGCCGGGCCCACGCCUGUCGUGCCACCUCGGCCACUGAGGCGAAUGAUGUGAGCUCCCGAAGCCAUGCAGUGUGUAUGCUGCGCCUGCAGUCUGGAGGUCAGCUGCUAUUGAUCGACUGCGCCGGAACGGAGAGGCGGAAGGAUGCCAUGUACCAUUCCAAGGAACGACAGCAGGAGGGAGCUGAAAUCAACGCUUCCCUGCACGCGCUGAAGGAGUGCAUCCGACACUUCACCACGCAGAACUCGGUUCCUUCGCAUGUGCUCAGAGCCUCCUCAUUGACCAAGAUCUUAGCCGAAUCCUUUCUCCGCCCCAGGGACGCCCGCCUCGCAGUGGUUUGCACGGCCUCGCCCUGUGUGUCAGACACGGAGCAUACCUUGUCCACGCUACGCACUGGUGUGUCGCUUUGCAGCUGCGGCUACGAGCGGGAGAGGAAACAGGUCAUCGAAGCGCCGCGCCGGCUGCGGCUGCCGCACCCUAAAUCCUGGAGCCCUGAGGCGGUGAGGUUGUGGUUGGAGGAGCUGGCCGAUGGUGCCUUCCGAGAUGUUUUAGAGGAGAUUCCUUCAAACUUUACUGGGCAGAUGUUGGUGCGCUGCACGGAAGCUCGCUGUGUGCAGCUCUGCGGUGGCCAAGCGCAACGAGGUCAAGCCAUUCACUGGGCAGCUGCCAAUGGGCGCAUGGACAUGCUGUCUCAUCUCUUGACCUUGGGCGCCUCUGCGUGGGCUGAGGACUCCUCAGGGCUUCUGCCCAUGCAUUGGGCAGCUGGGAAUGGGCAAUCCCAUGCAGCACAGCAGCUUCGUUGGGUAGCCUCAGUUGUUGAGAAUUGA